CCCGGGAAGGUGACCCGGCCGGCGCCAUGGCUCUGCACAGACCGGCCGCGCUCGUGGCGCUGAUGAGCGGGCGCGGGGCCAGGACGCUGCGGGGCCAGAUAAGGAAAUCUUCAGAGUCCUCCACGCCCCCUGCCCGGCCAGCAAUUGCAGCCAAACACCCGUACCAAGUGGACUUGGAAGCAGGGAAGCUUUAUGCCUGGUGUGCUUGUGGCCACAGCAAGAAACAGCCUUUUUGUGAUGGAUCCCAUAAAAAAGCAACUCCAGGUAUCACUCCCUUGAGGUUCAAGUUGGAUGAGCCCAAGACGGCCUGGCUGUGUGGGUGCAAGCACACCCAGUCCCCACCCUAUUGUGACAGCACCCACAAGGAGGAGUUCAUUCAGAAGGCAGAACUCCCCAAACAGCCUUGAGGAGGUGCUUCCAGGACCUGCACCCAUGAAGGGCCACACAAUUUGUCUGGGGUUUCAAAGCCCUUGUGCCAACUGGGGCUUAGGGACUGCAGGAAGGACUCGGGCAGGCUUCCAAUGCCCCCCAGCUCCUUGGGUCAGAGUUCUACAUUGCUCAACAUUGGUUCUCUCUUCAUGUUAUUCUACGCUGCCCAGGCUCAUGAACCUUACAAACCCCAAGCUUGGGGCAUCAUCAUCACCCAGCUGCCAAGAUAAAAUUAACAAGAUCGUACAGAAAAUGCCAGAACUACAAGGAAUUGGGUUUGGUCAGCAACAUCAUCCCUGUGUGCAGUGUGACUCGAGCCUUGUCAAACAAAUAAAUCUCUGCAAAGAAAGCCCUAGCCUGGAGAAACAAAUAGGGCAUGAUGUGCAUGGUUUUAGGGCUUAGGACUCUUAUCUGUGGGCAUGACUGGGCUGUUCCCAGUCCUCCUUGUUCCCAGCCUCAUCAUCAGAGCUAGGUUUGGGCUGCUUUGAUAGUUCUGGUUUCAGUUCCAGUUGAAGCUGUAUCCCCUCCCUGCCCCCUAGCUGAGAGCAAAACAAUGAUGUGUGAUGGUUUGUGGUAGUCAAAUUAAGCAUAUGUAUAAAUGGUUGGAAGAGUGGAAUCUCACUAAAGGGUCUGUAAAAUGGGUUGGUGGACAUCAUCUCUAGGAUGGAGAGAGAGAACCAGUUUGUGUCUCCCCUUGGGGGUGCCUGAGUUUAUGUUGCAGAUGCAAGAAUGAGUUACCACUAGGUAAGCUAGGGUGUGAAAUAGCGGCACAUCAACUACUUGGCAACUGUGUGAGCACAUUCUGGCCCCAUGGUUAAACAGGAGGCAGCUUACCCCAGUUUAACUGAAGGAUAACUUGUAUGUGUGACCAUCCCUUGAGUAUAGCUUCCAUGUGUUGGUUGGGUGACUCAGAAGUGGAUUGGACAUUUUCCCAGCAGAAGGGUUAUUGAUUUCUACCAACAGGGACUUUCAGCCAAGGAAGUUUCAUUUGGGUAUAUUGCCGAUCAGCUCCUUUUAACUUUAAACCAUCCCCACUCCCCUAGCAGUGCAACUUUAACGCCCCCCCCCCCAAAAUUUUAAGCAGGUGGAAUUAGAAAAAAGUACAACAUGUGUCACUUCCUUUAUAUCACUGUUGUCACCCUAUCAGUUCCUCUUUCCAUAGGCACCUGCAGGAAAGAUGAGCUCUGAAGCAUUUUCUAAAGACACAUGUUGUAUUGCUUUAAUGAUAGAUACAAUCCCCUCACUUCCCCUCCCACCCAGGUAGAUGCAGUUAUGCCAGUAUAAAGGUGUUCAUACCUUUAUGAGAGGCAAGCUGUAUAGAUAUAAGGUACCUUUAUUCUGCUAUACCUGCUUCCAUGCUGGAGUAUGUACCAACAUAAAACAAAAUGCACUGCUUACAGCAGUAAGCAUCCUAGUACAAAUUUGCAAAUUGCGAGGCCUAACAUAAGCAGGGAAAAGUUAUUUCAAGCAACCUUUCAGGCCUUAGUAAUGCAUAUAAAAGAAGCCAAAAGAUCCCCAAGCCAACCACGUUCUUUUUUUUCCAGUCAUGGUUUAUUUUUAACACUUGAAUUGUUGUUUCCUCUCUUGUGUCUGUUCUCCUAAGGGCAUUUUGCAGAUCGUCUGGGAGACUAAUGGCUUUUUCAAUGUCUUUUGAAAAUGAUGGACAGAGUUGUAACUGACAGCCUAAACUCACUACUCCACUGAGGGAAAAAUUCACACAGGUCCUGAAGUCAUUGGAAUUGGCUCCAAAGUGCCUUAGAACUGGCUGCAUAAACCAGUUUUACCACUUAGACUAAAAGGCUGAUUUUUAGGCUGAUUUACUUAAAAUGGUUCAAUGUUGAUAGUGAGGACACUUAUAAUAGUUCAAAACUGGCUAAUAUUACUUUAGUCUGUGCCUGUGACUGCAAGCUAAACUGGUACGAGUAUCUAUGCCCAAAGUUGCCUUGGGUUUGCUAGGUCAGUGUAAAAGUUAAAUUUCAGCAUAGCAUGAGGUCCAAGCUAUGUCUGAGCUCUUGAAAACAUUGCCCUUCAGCUCUAAGUCACUGCUGCUUUGUCAUUUUCAGCAAUGCAAAGCCAUCAGAUGGAUGAGGUAAAACCAAUCAGAAUGACUGUGUUUUAUACCUGCUUUGCUCUAGAGUGAAUGAAGGCAUAGGUUGCCAGGGCAACAGAGAAUUAAAACCUUUCAUCUUGGUUUACUAGGUAUACACAAAACUAGGAUGCCUGGAUUCAUCCAAAAGGUGGGGCGAGGGGGGAAGUGUUGCUGUUGAUCAGGCUAUCUUAACAGGCGUCUCUGGAAAUCAGAGGAGAUUAUGUCUACCAGUGCUCAAGAGCAGGCUCUGCUCAAAUAAGUCACUAGUGGGGGAAUCAGACCUACCCCUGAGACUUCCAGACACCACUGCAGUAUUAAACUAAGCCCAGUUGCCUUGCAGCCUGGAAGCAAGGUUGUUCUUUGUCCCACAGAAUCAGCUUUCCCAGCCACAAAGCCAUGCCUUAGGAGAUGAUGAUGGGGGACCUGUUUCUCUUAAAUGUGUGCUUUGAUUGUGAAACCGUUAAUAAAAUACUGACA
Messenger RNA from Alligator sinensis (Chinese alligator), 2995 nucleotides. RefSeq names its product CDGSH iron sulfur domain 3 (gene CISD3). Bases 27 to 407 code for a protein of 126 amino acids. The record is from RefSeq and is a predicted model, not a curated record. NCBI's taxonomy places the organism in Eukaryota, Metazoa, Chordata, Crocodylia, Alligatoridae. Gene Ontology annotation, molecular function: 2 iron, 2 sulfur cluster binding. Gene Ontology annotation, cellular component: intracellular membrane-bounded organelle. The transcript is spliced from 3 exons.